UCCUGCCUCCUCCUCCUCCUCCUCGGGGGCGCGCUCGCCCGCCCGGGAGCGCGCAGUGCGGUGCGGCGAUCCCCGGCUGCGGCGAUCCCGGCGCUUCGGUGUGGCUGAGGACCCAACAGCCAUCAGCUCUCCCUGGGGGAGCAGGUGAGGUCAUAGCAUCAUCCUGAUAUCCAACAUGGUCCUGCACAGCCACCAGCUCACCUGCGCAGGGAUCGCAUUCGCUCUGUGCCUCCACCACCUCAUCAGCGCCAUUGAAGUCCCUCUGGAUUUGCCUCAGCCCCCCACCAUCACCAAGCAGUCUGUGAAGGAUUACAUCGUUGACCCCCGUGACAACAUCUUCAUUGAAUGUGAAGCCAAAGGGAAUCCUGUUCCCACCUUUUCAUGGACACGGAACGGGAAGUUCUUCAAUGUGGCCAAGGACCCCAAAGUGUCCAUGAGGAGGCGAUCGGGGACGUUGGUCAUCGAUUUCCAUGGGGGUGGGAGGCCGGAUGACUAUGAGGGCGAGUACCAAUGCUUUGCCCGGAAUGAUUUUGGCACUGCACUGUCCAACAAAAUCCACCUCCAGGUGUCCAGAUCUCCCCUGUGGCCCAAGGAGAAGGUGGAUGUCAUUGAGGUUGAUGAAGGUGCUCCGCUCAGCCUGCAGUGCAACCCGCCUCCCGGUCUGCCUCCUCCUGUCAUCUUCUGGAUGAGCAGCUCCAUGGAGCCCAUCCACCAGGACAAGCGUGUCUCCCAAGGCCAGAAUGGUGACCUGUACUUCUCCAAUGUCAUGCUGCAGGAUGCUCAGACUGACUACAGCUGCAACGCACGCUUCCACUUCACCCACACCAUCCAGCAGAAAAAUCCCUUCACCCUCAAGGUGAAAACCAAGAAACCCCAUAACGAAACGUCCUUACGAAAUCACACUGACAUGUACAGUGCCCGAGGGGUAACAGAAACAACACCCAGCUUCAUGUACCCAUAUGGGACCUCCAGCAGCCAGAUGGUGCUCCGUGGGGUGGACCUCUUGCUGGAGUGCAUUGCAUCAGGAGUACCAGCACCAGACAUCAUGUGGUACAAGAAAGGAGGUGAGCUCCCAGCGGGCAAAACCAAGCUGGAAAACUUUAACAAGGCCCUUCGUAUCUCCAAUGUCUCAGAAGAAGAUUCUGGGGAGUAUUUCUGCCUGGCAUCCAACAAGAUGGGCAGCAUCCGCCACACGAUCUCGGUGAGAGUGAAGGCUGCCCCAUAUUGGCUGGAUGAGCCACAGAAUCUCAUUUUGGCCCCUGGUGAGGACGGCAGGUUGGUGUGUCGAGCCAAUGGGAACCCCAAGCCUUCAAUCCAGUGGUUGGUGAAUGGAGAGCCCAUUGAAGGUGCUCCACCCAACCCAAGCAGAGAAGUGGCUGGAGAUACCAUUGUGUUUCGAGACACGCAGAUUGGCAGCAGUGCUGUGUACCAAUGCAAUGCUUCCAAUGAGCAUGGCUACCUCCUUGCCAAUGCCUUUGUCAGUGUCCUGGAUGUGCCACCACGGAUACUGGCCCCUCGCAACCAGCUCAUCAAAGUCAUCCAGUACAACAGGACCAGGCUGGACUGCCCCUUUUUCGGUUCACCCAUCCCCACCCUGCGAUGGUUUAAGAACGGCCAGGGGAACAUGCUGGAUGGAGGGAACUACAAAGCACAUGAAAACGGGAGCUUGGAGAUGAGCAUGGCUCGGAAGGAGGAUCAGGGCAUCUACACCUGCGUUGCCACCAACAUCCUGGGCAAAGUGGAGGCCCAGGUUCGACUGGAAGUCAAAGACCCCACCAGGAUUGUGAGAGGCCCCGAAGAUCAGGUGGUAAAGAGGGGCUCCAUGCCUCGCCUGCACUGUCGCGUGAAGCACGACCCAACAUUGAAGCUUACGGUCACCUGGCUGAAGGACGACGCUCCUCUCUACAUUGGGAACAGGAUGAAGAAAGAAGAUGAUGGUCUGACAAUAUACGGAGUGGCUGAGAAGGACCAGGGUGACUACACCUGUGUGGCCAGCACAGAGCUGGACAAGGACUCAGCUAAAGCCUACCUCACUGUGCUAGCAACCCCUGCUAACCGUUUGAGAGAGUUACCUAAAGAGAGACCUGAUCGGCCCCGGGACCUGGAGCUGUCAGACCUGGCUGAGAGGAGCGUGAAGCUGACGUGGAUACCUGGUGAUGAUAACAACAGCCCCAUCACAGAUUACAUUGUCCAGUUUGAGGAGGAUCGUUUCCAACCCGGCACGUGGCACAACCACUCCAGGUAUCCUGGGAAUGUCAACUCCGCCGUCCUGAGCCUCUCUCCUUAUGUCAACUAUCAAUUUCGGGUGAUUGCAGUGAACGACGUGGGCAGCAGCCUGCCCAGCACACCCUCAGAACGAUACCAGACCAGCGGGGCACGACCUGAAAUUAACCCAACAGGAGUUCAAGGAGCAGGGACCCAAAAAAACAACAUGGAGAUAACCUGGACGCCUCUAAAUGCAACACAAGCCUAUGGACCCAACCUCCGUUACAUCGUGCGAUGGAGGCGAAGGGACCCACGUGGGAGUUGGUACAAUGAGACAGUGAAGGCACCACGGCACGUCGUUUGGAACACACCCAUCUACGUCCCCUACGAGAUCAAAGUGCAGGCAGAGAAUGACUUUGGUAGAGCACCAGAGCCUGAGACCUACAUUGGCUACUCAGGGGAAGAUUAUCCUAAGGCUGCACCUACGGAUGUUAGGAUAAGAGUUCUAAACAGCACUGCCAUUGCUUUGACAUGGACCCGCGUGCACCUGGACACCAUUCAGGGACAGCUUAAAGAGUACAGAGCUUAUUUCUGGAGAGACAGUAGUUUGCUGAAGAACCUGUGGGUCUCCAAAAAACGGCAAUAUGUGAGUUUUCCUGGAGACCGAAAUCGGGGCAUAGUGUCCCGGCUGUUCCCUUACAGCAACUACAAGCUUGAGAUGGUUGUAACCAACGGGAGAGGCGAUGGGCCCCGCAGCGAAGUCAAGGAGUUCCCUACACCUGAAGGAGUGCCCAGCUCCCCCAGGUACUUAAGAAUCCGACAGCCAAAUCUGGAAAGCAUCAAUUUGGAGUGGGAUCACCCAGAACAUCCCAAUGGAGUCCUCACAGGAUACAGCCUUAGAUAUCAAGCCUUUAACGGAUCCAAAACGGGCAGAACUCUGGUAGAGACCUUCUCUCCCAACCAGACAAGGUUCACCGUGCAGAGGACAGACCCCAUCUCACGCUAUCGAUUCUUCCUGCGUGCUCGGACACAGGUGGGAGAUGGAGAAGCCAUAGUGGAAGAGUCACCAGCACUGCUAAAUGAAGCCACGCCAACCCCAGCCUCCACCUGGUUGCCUCCACCUACAACCGAGCUAACUCCAGCAGCCACCACUGCCACCACAACCACCACCGCCACCCCUACUACUGAAACCCCUCCUCCUACUGAAAUCCCUACUACUGAAAUCCCUACCACCAUCACUACUACAACCACCACAGCUGCCAGCACCGUCGCAAGCACUACAACAACUGCAGAGAGGGCUGCGGCAGCCACCACAAAGCAGGAGCUGGCCACCAAUGGAUCGUCCAUAUGGGACAUAAGAGCUUGGGCUAAUAGUAACUGGGCAAACAUCACCUGGAGCCACAAUUACUCUGCAGGAACUGACUUUGUGGUUAAGUAUAUCACCAGUAACAAGACAGAGAAAUCUAUCCCCGUUAAAGCUCAGACCCCCUCCUCUGUGCAGCUGGCCAAUCUGACGCCGGGGAUGGUGUACAAGCUGUGGGUGUUCCCCAUAUGGUCUAGCCCCAGCGAGCACUCGUACAUAACCUUUACCACCAGCUCAGCUUACACCAAGAACCACGUGGAUAUCGCGACCCAGGGCUGGUUCAUCGGGCUCAUGUGUGCCAUCGCUCUCCUGGUCCUCAUUCUGCUAAUUGUUUGCUUCAUUAAGAGGAGCAGAGGAGGGAAAUAUCCAGUGCGUGACAACAAAGAUGAGCAUCUGAAUCCUGAAGACAAGAAUGUAGAAGAUGGUUCAUUCGACUACAGGUCUCUUGAAAGCGAUGAAGACAACAAACCACUGCCCAACAGCCAGACCUCCCUGGAUGGCACGAUAAAGCAGCAGGAGAGCGACGACAGCUUGGUGGACUAUGGAGAGGGUGGGGAAGGGCAGUUCAACGAGGACGGCUCCUUCAUUGGCCAGUACACAGUGAAAAAGGACAAGGAGGAGACAGAAGGCAAUGAGAGCUCGGAAGCCACGUCCCCAGUCAAUGCUAUCUACUCAUUAGCAUAGUGCAACGCAAUGGGACCGUGAACAGCUUAUGGGGCUUGUAGUGGCUGGAGGUUAAACAGCCACCACCGCCACUGCCUCUAACUCAACAUACAAAUGAAAACCAACCAAUGACACACACAAAACAAAACAAAAAAAAAGAAACAAAAAAAAAAAAAAAAAAAAAAAAAAAAAAAAAAAAAAAAGAAAAAAAAAGAAAAAGGGGAAAAAAAUAGGAAAAACAUAAUCUAAGCAAACAGGCAGAUCAGGUAGCUGCCAAUGCCAUCUUAUCCUUAGCAAACAAGUAAAUGGCAAGGACUCCCGAGGCGUGGAUGAGUUGUAGAUGUAGCCAGAAUCAGAGCUGAAGCGCAGGGAUGGAGGGAUGCAGGAGUGCUGUACUUGGCUCCCCAUGUCCUUUUUCUUCUUUUGGGAGGGAGUUUAAAGUUUUGGUUUGUUUUUUUUUAAUUUUACAUUUAUAGGAAGGUUCCAGAUAACGGGGGGUGGGAAGGAAAAGGGAAUCUGGGGGAGGAAAAAGGGCUGAGCAGAGCAACAAGCCUAUUGAAAAUGUAUGAAGGAGAGUGGUUUCUAUAUGGGCAACGCGAUAUUGCAUUACAGCAAUGUCCAUUCUCAUGCAGCACCUUGUCUACAGCCUCUUCCAAACCUUCCUAAAAGAUCAAGCAGCAACUGAAGCUGAGAAGUGUGGGUCUCCAACACUGUGGGACAGAGCCCUGGGGGCCACUAGGCCCAAAUCAUGGGGACCCCAAGAGGAUGAGGAGCUGCUGGAAUGUGCUGCAGUACAGCUAAGAGCUACUUGCCCACCAAGGCUGGCUCACCGCAUCACUUGCCUGAGGAAGCACAGGCAAAACAUUUUGUUUCAGCCUUUGCUUUGUAAGAAGAUGGGGGAAAAUUCCCCUCCCCAGACCAUGCCUGCUUUCUUUUAAAGGCAACUCCAUAAAUCUUAUGUAGCAAAGAGAGAGUGGAAGCAGGACCGGUACAAACAAGGGAUGAGGGGACCAGAAACGGCUUAUUUUAAGAAACAAAAUGAAAGCCACCAACCACUCGGUCAGGCUGAGACAUACUACCUGGGAGUGGGGUGUGGGACCCCAACUAUUGCCCUGUACACUGCUCCAGCACACCAGGGACAUAUGUCCCUCAGGAACAGCAGUGGGACACCGAGGUCCCCCCAGCAGCAGGUAUGUGCCAGGUUGGGCAUUCUCAGCUAAACCCUAAUUUCUUACAGUGGCCUUUCCUCCCCCAUCCCCCUCAAUCAAUCAGCCUGGAGAGAUGCUUCCACAUGCACGGAACUCGCCUCUGCUGUUCUUUACAUAUCAAAACCCCACGCAAUUUACAUUCAAGCCUGGGAAACACACUGUAACAAAAGCGUCUCGUAUAGGAGUGCUCCUUCACAUGCCUUACACAGCUUCCAACGUCCCAGGACGUUUAACAAACUGACACUAACCCCCACCCCGCUUCGCUCCCCAACGCAAUGGCCUCGGGGAGCAGUAGGAGUAUGACGCUGGAUAGCUCCCAACUGGGAACGCAUGGAUCCUAUAGAGGGUAGAGUCUUAGUGGCCAACGCUGUGUGUGUAUCCUCCCACUUCCUGCACUUUUGAAACCAAAGGUACCUUUGCUGAGAAGAGAUCGGAUUCCUUCAGACGUCGAAUGAUGUUAGGAUGGAUUUUUUUUCUUUCGUUUCUUUCCUAAGGAGGAGGGUUUUUGUUCAGCUUAAUGGAUUAAACGCAAUAGGAUUAAUGCAAUUAUUCUUUCGGCUUUCGAGCUGGUUUGCUACGAAGACAUAUCGCUAACGAGAACAUUACUAAUAGGGAUUGCUCAGAUGUACUUUGCCACAUUCUUGAAGCUGCUAAUGGCACAAUGAUCCUGCACUUUGGGGAGGAGAGCCAGGACCGGGUCAACAUUAACAGAGCAAAUGGGAGAGAACAGGAUGCAAGCAGUCAGCAGGCGGGUGACAUGCACCUCACCCCGACCCCAACCUUACAGCUGGGGCUCCAGGACAGCACAGGAGCCAUCUGCCAGGGUCCUUCCCAAUGUCAUCUUGUAGGGUAGGGCCACAUGUGCUGCUGCUACCCUCCAUGUAAAAGCACUCAUGCAACAGAUCCAUUCCUGCUGCUUCCACCACCGGCUUCUCUAAGGAGAGCAUCCCCAGCCUAUCCCACAAUUGCAUUUCAGUUCUUAAGCAAACCCAUUAAGCCAAACAUAAUGCAGCUCUCAGUUAUGGGGCUGGCUGCUUCCUGAGCACACAGCUGUCUGUAUGUAUGAACCUGUAUAGCUUGGAGGGAAAGCAACCUGCAGCCACUGCUAUAAAGAAGCAGCUUCUGCAGUGGGAAUUGGGAGCCUUGGGUACCACACAGCAUCCCCAGCCCUCAAGGAGGUAUCAGUCCUGGCAGCAGGGCAGGCUGUGCCAUGUGUCUGCUAUGUGCCAUUUGUAUUAACACUGGUGUUUGUGUCCUGCCAUUAACCUCUUUGCAUCUUGCUGUAAGCUGGGCAGUGUUUACCCUGCAGCUUUUCCAUGCUUGCCCAGUGCACUGUGGCUUCAGUGAGCCCCCAAAAAGGUCUCACAGAAACACUGACAAAGUCUGAGCAGCAACUUCCUUGUGAUCAAUCAGGAAAGGAAGGCAAUGAGGACCCAUGAAUGAAUGGUUCAGUGUAAUUUUUGUGGGCUUGUACUUCUGGGGUGUAAAUUUACUCAAAAAUCAGAAGUUAUAGUAAAAUAACAACAACAAUAACAACAAAACCUAUGUCAUUUGCAAGUUGCCCUGAAGUUUCAGCAGGGACAAGCAGAGGGCUGUGGGGAGGCUCUGUGCCAGCCCCAGGGCUGGGCCCUGCAGUGCCCAUCCCUAUAGGACCUCUUGGAACAGGUCACAUUCUGGCCACCUCUUGUGCAGAAAAUGCAUCAUGAGGAUGAAAAGCAGGGAGAAGCAUACACGUCCAGCUGGUGCCAACCAUGGAGCACAGGCAUGGGACAGGAGAGAGUGGUUGUUGCUUUGAUGCAAUGCUGAUACUGAUCCUAUUUUCCCUGAAGCGAUGUUGCAGUGAGGACAAAAGUGCUGCAAGAAGCACUGAGAGACAGUACAAACCUUCCUGAAACCCUGCUUGUGGAAACACCAACAGCCCACCCCCACAAGACCCUCACACAGCACAGCCUUCUUGCAGAGGAAAGUCCCUGCAAGAUGGCCACUUCUGCCUCCAAGGAUAGAACUGGCAAGGCAGAACAAGCUGCUGUGGGGUUGGGGUGAGGGCACGCAGUAACAUCCCUUGCAAGUCCUAUUCAUCUAUUCUACAACCCAUUAAUUCCUUAUCUCAUCCAUUCAUCCUGUAUCUCAUCCAUCCAUCCCAUGCUCUCCUCAUCUCUUCUGUACUUCAUCCAUCCACCCUGCUCCCUAUUUAUCCAUCCAUCCCAUAGCCCAUCCAUUCAUCCUGGUGCCCAUCCAUCCUUCUAUCCUGCACACACCAUUCUGUAUCUCACCCAUCUCAUGCCCCAUCAGGCCUACUGCCUAUCCACCCUAUAGAUCCACAUCUAUCCACUACCUCUCCUCAGUGCAGGUCCCAGCAGAGCUGUGCCCUCAACCUGCAACAUAACAUCAACCGUACCAGGCUCAAUUGUGUACUAGCAGCAAACAAUUUCAGUUAAGCAAUAAAAAUAAACAAACCAUGUAAACGUAAAAAUAAUAAUAAUAAUAAUAAAACCAACCCACCCACCUCCUAUUUCUUGCACUAAGACCUGUUUUAUUGAAGAGAAUAACAGUGAGUUUCUGGUCCUAACACAACGCCCUGCUGCACCAGCAGCUCCCCCUGCCCAGCAUCACCUGUCUCUGUGUCCUUUGCAAGUGGGCAUCAGCCUUUGGUUGUCCAACACAGAUCAAACCCUGUGUCAAACCCACAAAACCAACUUCUUCCUUUGCAGUACAGCGUUCUAAAUGUUCGUUUCUUCCUCUCUCGUCAGAAGGAAAAAUAUUGGACUGUUUUUGUUUCCCUUUAAUUUGUAAAUAUAUCCUCAUCUGUCCUCUCUGUAAAACCACCUGGUUGGUCUAAAUAUUCUAUGUAUUUAUUUGCCUUUUUUUUUUAAUGCAAAAAAAAAAUCAACACCUUUGCGUUAACCCACUUGUUUCAAUGAGAAAUGUAUAUCCGAA
Molecule: messenger RNA, 8376 nt
Organism: Coturnix japonica (Japanese quail)
Lineage: Eukaryota; Metazoa; Chordata; Aves; Galliformes; Phasianidae
Source: RefSeq, a predicted model, not a curated record